Linum trigynum is the source of this 4887-nucleotide messenger RNA. The record is from the annotation of a GenBank genome assembly. NCBI's taxonomy places the organism in Eukaryota, Viridiplantae, Streptophyta, Magnoliopsida, Malpighiales, Linaceae.
AGCAUUGUAAAAUUUCCAUGUUUUCUAGAAUCAUUUGAGAAAUCAAUUCAAUUCAUUUGUAAAAUUUUGAACAUAAUAUUCCAAGUAUAGGAAUUUAUUUAAAAUAAAUUGUAUACGGUAAUUAAAUGACCAAUUGCAUAUGCUCGAGGUGCAGUAUAUAAACCUGAGUUGGAGUUUUAACGUAAAUGACCAGUUGGAUGCAUAAGUCUCAAUUCAUUUGCUUGAGGUGCACUAUUUUUCCAAAUAUUUUUUCAGCAGUUAAGAACCGGUUGAUCCAAAAAUCAAGCAUAUAUAAUGAGUUUGGAGUUUACACAGAUAUGAAUAUUAUGGACUUAACAAAAUAGAUAGCGGGAUUCAAAUAUGAGACGUUUCUAUUACAAAAGAUUCUGAUACCACAUCAAUUAUGAAGAACCCAUUAAAAGAAGUUGAAUCGGGAUCAAACUCAUACCGUAACCCCGUUUACCAAAUGCAAUAUAGAACUAGUCCAAAACACAUUGACCCAGUAGUAAAGAUUAGAUUCCCAACACGUUCACUGCAAUACCAAAAAAGAAAAAGGAAAGGAGGGACUUUUUAAAGUAAUAAAUGAAUUCCAACCAUGCAUGCUCAGGUUUAAAUAUCUCAGCAGCAGCUCUGUUUAUCUGGAAGGAAGGCUGGAUCGAAUCCCAGAUUCCGCCCGGCACAGGCGCACUACUACCUACAGCUUAAUUCCAUCGAUCUCCUUCUUCUUCUUCUAUUCCCCACAGCUCUAACUGGUACGUACGUGUAAUUUGGUCCCCCUCCCUCCCUCCCUCAGCACGUACGUACGCACUUUAAUUGCCUGCAUCGAUCAUCUGCAUGCCAUGCCCACCAUCACGCCACUAUUUCAGUACGCUCCAUCAACUUAUGCACUAACUACAGUUGGUUCUACAGUAUGAUGAACCAGAUCACCGUUAGUUCUAGGUUUAAGGUUGGAGUUUAUGUUGAAGUUAGUGCGUGUGUAUUUAGUAAUCAACCAUCCAAUCCUAAUCCUAACAAACAUGUAUCUUGGGUAUGCUUUCCUCUCUUGGGGAAUCUACUUGACAAUCAUAAUAACCCCUCCUUGCUCUCUUUAGCAAUGGGAUUGAUUUGAGAAAAAGUGCGAAACAAACUAAAAGCAAAAGUAACGUAUGAUUCAAAUAAAGCUAGCCGGAUGGAUGAAACGGUCAGUUUCUGUUGCUACUCUCACUCACUCUCCUCAAGGCUCAAACUCAUCUACACAUGCAUGCUUUAUGCAACCAUUUUUGCCUUUUGCUUUCCAUAAAGCUCAAUAAAGAUAUGCAUGAAAACCAAAAUAUACUGUUGCAUUAUGUGACUGAUUGUGAGAAGAAAAAGAAAGACCACCACCACCUUAGUUCCCUCCUCCCCAUCCCCAUUUCUUCCGCUCCUCCUCUGUUUCUCCCCUGCCUUCUAAAUUGGCCUCCCCUUAAUUCCUUUCCCACCAAAACCCAACCCCUCUUCUUCUCAAUUCCAAACCCACAAAUGGCUGUGGUUUUCGCCGUCUUCUUUUCAUUCAUCCUGCUUCUGCUUCUCCAUUCUUCCGAUUCGCUCUCUUCUCAUCAACUUUACCUGAAAAGGCAAGCUUCAAUCCUUGUUUCAGUCAAGCAAUCCUUCGAAUCCCACGACCCUUCUCUCGAUUCCUGGGACCUUUCGGAUUUCUCCAAACUCUGUUCUUCCUGGGCAGGAAUCCAAUGCGACCAAUCCAAUCGGUCGGUGAUCGCCGUCGACGUCUCGAAUCGCAACAUCUCCGGUACCCUUUCCCCUGCAAUCGCCCAGCUCCACGGCCUCACCAACCUCUCCCUCGCUGGAAACAGCUUCUCCGGCGACUUCCCGGGGGAUGAUGUUCUUCACAAGCUCCCCCGGCUUCAGCUUCUCAACAUCUCCACCAACCUCUUCGCCGGAGAGGUCAAUUGGGAUUUCGGCCGGAUCAAAUCCCUAGCCGUUCUUGACAUCUACGACAACAGUUUCAACGGCUCCCUCCCAGUUGGAAUCACUCUGCUUCCGAACCUGAAGCACUUGGAUUUUGGCGGGAAUUACUUCACCGGAGAAAUCCCCCGGAGCUACGGAAAAAUGGAGCAGCUCGUUUACCUGUCCCUCAAGGGCAACGAUCUCCGCGGCCGGAUUCCGGCCGAGAUUGGCAACUUGACCAGUCUGCAGCAGCUCUAUUUGGGUUAUUACAACCAGUUCAGCGGCGGAAUCCCGCCGGAAAUCGGUAAAUUGGCAAACUUGAUCCAUUUGGACAUCGCCAAUUGUAAAUUGGAAGGUCCGAUUCCUCCGGAAUUGGGGAACCUCAGCAAGCUAGACACUCUGUUCCUGCAAACCAACGAGCUCGCCGGCUCGAUUCCUCCCCAGCUGAGAAACCUCAGCAGCCUCAAGACUCUGGAUCUCUCCAACAACGUCCUGACCGGUGGAAUUCCCGUUGAGCUCUCGGGCCUUCAUCAGCUCACUCUGGUGAAUCUCUUCCUCAACAAGCUACACGGCGAAAUCCCCCAAUUCGUCGCCGAGCUUCCCAAUCUCGAGGUCCUGAAGCUCUGGCACAACAACUUCACCGGUUCGAUCCCGGAGAAGCUUGGCGAAAACGGGAGGUUGAUCGAACUCGAUCUCUCGAGCAACAAGCUCACCGGAAGCAUCCCGCAGUCGCUCUGUUUGGGGAGGAAGCUGAAGAUUCUGAUCCUCCGCAUCAAUUUCCUGUUCGGAUCGUUGCCCGACGAUCUCGGCAACUGCGAGACGCUGUGGAGGGUUCGCUUGGGCCAGAAUUACCUGACCGGGAGAAUUCCCGGCGGGUUGCUCUACUUGCCGGAGCUUUCCCUCAUGGAGCUGCAGAGCAAUUACCUGACCGGGCCGGUUCCAGAACAAACCAGCAGCAAACCGAUCAAGAAACUGGAGCAGCUGAAUCUUUCUGGGAACCGGUUAUCCGGGCCUCUCCCGGGUUCGAUUGGGAACCUCUCCAGCCUGCAGAUUCUGCUUCUGAAUGGUAACCAACUCACCGGACCAAUCCCUUCCGAAAUCGGUCAGUUGAAGAAUGUGCUUACGUUAGACAUGAGCAGGAACAAUUUCUCGGGCACCAUCCCUCCAACCAUAGGGAACUGCCUCAUGUUAACCUACUUGGAUUUGAGCCAGAACCAGCUUACCGGUCCGAUCCCGGUCCAGAUCGCUCAAAUCCACAUCCUGAACUACCUCAACGUGUCGUGGAACCGCCUGAACCAGACCCUCCCGAGGGAAAUCGGGUCGAUGAAGAGCCUAACAUCAGCCGAUUUCUCCCACAACAACUUCUCCGGUCCGAUCCCGGAAUCGGGCCAGUACUUGUUCUUCAACGCGACGUCGUUCGUCGGCAAUCCUCAGCUAUGCGGCGCCGUUUUGAAUAACACCACAAAAUGCAACUAUUCAUCAGUCGAUUCUCCUCUACAAUUCCGGAGCCAGAGCAAAACAGGCAAGUCCCAGGUUUCGGGGAAAUUCAAGCUCCUCUUCGCUAUCGGCCUGCUUUUCUGCUCCCUGAUGUUUGUUACCCUAGCAAUCAUCAAGACGAGGAAAUGGCGGAAGAAUUCGAGCCGGAGAUGGAAGCUGACGAGCUUCCAGCGUCUCGAAUUCGGGUGCCAGGACGUCCUGGAGUGCGUCAAAGACAACAAUGUAAUAGGCAGGGGAGGAGCCGGCACUGUGUACAGGGGAACGAUGCCCGACGGCGAACAAGUCGCGGUUAAAAAGCUGCUGGGAAUCGGGAAAGGCGGUAAUUCUUCCUCUCAUCACGACAAUGGUCUGUCGGCGGAGAUACAGACUCUGGGGAAGAUCAGGCACAGGAACAUUGUGAGGCUGAUUGCCUUCUGUUCCAACAAAGAGACGAAUUUGCUGGUCUAUGAGUACAUGCCCAAUGGGAGCUUGGGUGAGGCUCUGCACGGGAAGAGAGGAGGGUUUUUGAAGUGGGAGACGAGGCUGCAAAUCGCCAUUGAAGCUGCCAAGGGACUGUGUUACUUGCACCAUGAUUGUUCGCCAUUGAUCCUACACAGAGAUGUGAAGUCGAAUAACAUAUUGCUUAACUCUGAGUUCGAGGCUCAUGUUGCGGAUUUCGGGCUGGCCAAGUUCUUGCAGGAUUCAGGCACGUCGGAGUGCAUGUCGGCGAUCGCCGGUUCCUACGGCUACAUUGCGCCAGAGUAUGCGUACACCCUGAAGGUGGACGAGAAGAGCGAUGUGUACAGCUUUGGAGUGGUGCUGCUGGAGUUGAUAACAGGGAGAAGGCCGGUGGGCGAUUUCGAGGAAGAAGGGCUAGACAUUGUGCAGUGGACGAGGAUCCAAACCAACUCCACCAAAGAGAAAGUGUUGAAGAUCUUGGAUCAGAGGCUGUCCGAGAUCCCUUUGGUCGAAGCCAUGCAGGUGUUCUUUGUGGCAAUGUUGUGUGUCCAGGAACACAGCGUGGAGAGGCCAACCAUGAGAGAAGUGGUUCAAAUGCUUGCCCAAGCCCAAAAACCCAAUACUUUCCAGAUGCAGUAGGAGUGUAGGACUGUUUUCUUUGUCUUGGGAGGGAGUUAAUCAAGAGGGCUAAGUAAGUGGUCGCAUACGAUCCAUCCAUGGAAGUAACAGUAGUAGCAGAGCAAGUGUGUAUAUAUAGAUAUAUAUUCGGUUUUGAUUAAGUUGUUUUUGGGUGUGUUUUGUGAUAUUAUCAUUGGUGUAGCAAUUGUUGAAAGGGAAGCUUUUAUGUGAGUUUUAGAGUGUAUGUCAUUUCUUAAACAGGGGAAUUCAUAAUUUUUGAAGGGACGUGUAAUGUAAUGGAAUUCUGACGGAGAUGAAGGUAGUAUAUGGAAGAUGUGAUUUCAAAAGCAUUCUUCUUUCUUCUUUAUCAUCUCCCAAAGUUCCAUUGUUCAGUAAAUAAGUAAAUUGCGU